Hepatospora eriocheir is the source of this 2187-nucleotide messenger RNA. Lineage: Eukaryota; Fungi; Microsporidia; Hepatosporidae. The record is from the annotation of a GenBank genome assembly.
AUGGAUGAAGAAAAUUUAAGAAAAUAUAAAGCUAAGAAACAAAGAUUAGAUUUAAGACAAAAUCUAUUAGAUGAGCUUUCUAAAUAUUCAAUAAAGAAUACAGAGGCAUUUAAAAAGAAGAAGAUUAAAAAAGAUAAGAAGAUUGUAAAGAAAACAACUUCAGUUGUUACCGGUGAUAAGAAAAAGACUUCAUUUAAAAUUUUAAAGCAAAAUGAAGAUAGUUCUAGUGAGACAGAAGAGGUUAAAGAUUAUAAUGAACUGAUUAAAAAUGAAAAGAAUAUUGAAAUUACUGAGAAUGUUCAAGAAGAAUUUAAUGAUAUUUAUAAGUAUAAAUUAUCUCGUUUUUUAAAUAGAAAAAAUGAAAUUAUUGACUUUAGAAAAUCACUAGAUAUUUUUUAUCAUGAGAAUGAUAUUAUUUCAGUUGUUAAGAGUAAUUUGGUUGUUUUUAUUCAAGGAAAUACCGGUUGUGGUAAGUCUACACAAAUACCUCAGAUGUUGAUGGAAUAUGGUUUUGCUAAUGAAAAGAAGAUAGUCAUGACACAACCAAGAAGGAUCAAUUGUGUAGGUGUAGCUAAUAGAAUUAACGAAGAAGUUAAUGAAAAUGUAUGUGGUUACAGGUAUAUGUUUGAAGAUAAAGUCAGUUUUGGUAAUAAAACUGUUGUAAUGACUGAAGCUUUAUUAUUGAUGGAGAUAAAAAAUGAUAAUUUGUUGAGUUCCUAUUCUGUUAUUAUAUUAGAUGAAGUACAUGAAAGAUCUAUAUAUAUUGACAUAUUAAUAUCUGUAUUAUCAAAAAUUGUUAAAAUUCGUAAAGAGAAAGGAGAUUAUUUAAGAUUGGUUUUUAUGAGUGCAACUGUUGAUAACAUAGAAAAUUAUAGAAAUCAUUUUAACUUCACUACACUUGAAAGUAUUUUAAUAGAAACAACUAAGAAAUUUAAAGUUGAUGAAAUAUUUUUAGGAAAUGAUAAAGAUUAUUUAAAAACGAUAACUGAAAAAAUUAUUUCCAUAAUAUUGAAGCCUGAUUUUGACAUGAUUAAUAAAUCAAUGUUGGUGUUUCUACCAUCAAAAAACGAAAUUUACUCUAUGAGAACUAAAUUACUUGAGUGUUGUAAAUUAUAUGAUUUGUUUGAAAACUCAUUAAUUGAUAUUGUCCCUUUACAUUCUUCAUUAAACAAAGCAGAGCAAGCAAAAAUUUAUAAAAAUAAUUUUAAAAUAAUUUUAGCAACCAACAUAGCAGAAACUUCAAUUACGAUCAAAGACAUCUAUUAUGUGUUUGAUUCAGGUAGAGUGAAAUAUAAAGUUUGUGAUGAAAGUAUUACAAAAUAUAAAACUGGAUUUAUUACUAAAUCAAGCGCAAAACAAAGAUCGGGUAGACUGGGAAGAGUUUCUGAUGGGAUUUGUUUUAGAGCUUAUAGUGCACAAAAUUAUGCUAAUUUUUCUGAAGAAAACGUUCCUCAAAUACAAAUGCAGGAUAUAACGAGUAUAAUUUUAUUUAUAAAAAAUUUAGGAUUUAGAAUAUUAGAUAACUUUCCUUGGUUUAGUAAACCCAGUGAGUAUAGUUUAAGUAGUUCACAAAACCAUUUGAGAUACUUGGGGUUCUUAGAUAAGUCAUAUAAUGUCACAGAUAUUGGUAUGGUUGCAUCUUUAUUUCCAGUAAAACCAAGACUUGCUAGAGUAAUACUUUCUUAUGAUAGAAGUAGUUAUAAUAUUUUUGUACUUGUUGCUAUUUUAUCUUUAAACAUAGAAUUAAAGGAAAAUACUUUUACUAUUCCUUACUAUCAUAAUUCAAAAAGUGACUACAUCGUGUUAUUAAAAAUUUAUAAAGAUUUUUUAAAUAGCAGUGAUCAAUCAAAAUUUGCAAGUGAUAUUAAGAUUAGCAUAAAUUUAUUACAUGAUGUAAAGAAAUUAACAAAUCGAUUGAUUUCUAUUUAUAAAAAAGUUGUUUAUUCUGAUUCGGUUAUUACAGAAGUAAUUAAUAUUUAUGAAUUUGAAACAGAACUCUCAGUAUUAUUAGCUAAUUUUAAGGAUCAAAUCGCUAUUAAAUAUAACGAUUUAUAUUUGUUUAGAAAUGAUGAAGUUUAUGUCGAUUCUAAUUCUAUUAAUACAGAAGCACAUAAGAUUGUUUUUGAGUAUUUGAUUUGUACAUCCAGUAAAGUUUAUUUAAAAAAUGUAAGUAUUCUUGAAGAUUAA